This is a messenger RNA of Colletotrichum destructivum, 1680 nucleotides long. Its product is annotated as Putative cytochrome P450. NCBI's taxonomy places the organism in Eukaryota, Fungi, Ascomycota, Sordariomycetes, Glomerellales, Glomerellaceae. The transcript has 5 exons. Bases 1 to 1680 code for a protein of 559 amino acids. Gene Ontology annotation, molecular function: oxidoreductase activity, acting on paired donors, with incorporation or reduction of molecular oxygen; heme binding; monooxygenase activity. The record is from RefSeq and is a predicted model, not a curated record.
AUGACGCCAGCAGGCGAUGUUCUUCGAACCCCAAAGGCCCACGGACUCUUCUUUUUCAUCGGUGUCUUGCUUCACCAGUUUCUCUUUCGAUAUGGAGAACGGGAUCUCUCGGCGCAGCGGAUCAUUACCCGCUUCUGUCUCGCAUAUGCAGUGACUAUCGGUGCGAUCAUGUCCGGGCCGGUACUUACGUCCAUGACGAUAUAUCUGAUUGAGACGACUCGAUUUACCGAAGCAAUGAAGACAGCAACGGUCUUGUUUUCAUCGCUCAUAAUAGGGGUCUACUCGAGCAUGAUGAUUUAUCGAGGCUUCUUCCAUCGACUGCAUCGAUUCCCGGGCCCUUUCCUCGCGAGAUUCACCAACCUCUACAUAACCUUUAAGAUCUGGAACAAGAUGCACUUACACGAAGACAUUCGAAAGCUCCACGAGAAGUACGGUGAUGUAGUACGCGUAGGCCCGACAGAGCUCUCCAUCAACAAGCCGGGCGCCAUCAACGCCGUGUUCCUGGAUACGGAUUGCAUGAAGGGGCCCUGGUACAACCUACUUCACCCCAUGGUCUCGAUGCAGAUGGUACGCGACAAAGAAGCGCACUCGAAACGUCGGAAGGCGUGGGAGUACGGCUUCACAUCGAAAGCUCUUCGCGACUACGAGCCCCGGAUCCUCAAGUACACGGACCAGCUCCUCGCCGGCAUCGAAUCCCGCGCCGGCACGGCCUUCAACGCGGCGCUCUGGUUCAACUUCUACAGCUUCGACGUCAUGGGCGAGUUCUCGCUCGGCCGCGGGUUCCGCAUGCUCGAGGACGGCGCCGCGCACUUCUACAUGGACGCGCUGCACGACGAGACGCGGGCCGUCGGGCGCUUCACGCACGCCAUGUGGGCGCUGCCGCUGUACCGCGGGGCGGCGGUGUGGAACGCCGGUGUGAGGCGGUUUAAGACGUGGAUCGCGGGGGAGGUGAGGCGGCGCAUCGAGAACAAGCCCGAGAGCGCGGACAUCUUCACGUGGGUGUUGGAGGACUAUGAGGCGAAGGGGGAGCGGUCGGCGCAGGAUAUGUUGAACCUGUUUGGUGACUGCAUUCUCAUCACUGUGGCUGGAAGUGACACCGUCGCCGCGGUGUUGUCGUGUCUCUUCAUGGAGCUUGCGCGCCACCCGAAGGAAUACCGUAAGCUCCAAGAGGAGGUUGACGAGUACUUUCGCCAUCACGACAAACCCGUGCAUGCGCCGCUCUCCAAACUGCGGUACCUCCAGGCUUGCAUCGACGAGUCGCUCCGACUGCAUCCGCCGGUGCCCUCGGGGGUCCAGCGCAUGACGCCGCCGGAAGGGCUUCAGGUGGAUGAUGUGUGGCUGCCGGGAGACACGAUUGUGUUUGUGCCGUCUUACACGCAGUACCGCGAUGUUCGAUUCUUCGAAAGGCCGGACGAGUUCAUCCCGGAGCGCUGGACUGACCGGCCGGAACUCGUCAAGAAUGCAGCUGUCUAUGUGCCGUUCUCCACAGGCCAUGAUGUAUGCAUCGGAAAGCAACUCGGUCUUAUGGAGACCCGGUUCGUGACGAGUGCGAUCGUGCACAGGUUCAACGUGGAGUAUGCGGAGGGCCAGACUGGAGAGAGCUUCCUUGAAGGUAACAAGGACACGGGGACACUUACCGUCGCCCCUCUCCAAGUUAUCUUCACUCCUAGGAAACCUUGA